AUGGGUUCUCGCGCAAAUCCCCGUGGAGACGAUACAAGGACUAGGCAGUCGGAGAAAAUGGCAGGGAAUCCGGAGACAGUCGCAGACAGUAUCCCGUCGAUGAACGCUAAUGAAGAUUCUCCCUCAAGCAAGCUCUCGAAACGAGAACUCCCUCCCCACAUCGCCGGAGCUGCAGUGGAUGGUGAAUCCCUCGCAUCUCGGGUACGGGAUUUGGCAAUUAGCAGUCACGCCCAUACAGGCUCUAUCGAAUCUCGCUUCACAAUGUCACUCAACUGGGCAGACGAGGAGGAUGAUCCAGACAGUUUGCCUGACCUGGAUGACUGGGCUAUUGGUCCCAAAGUGUCCGUUGCCUCUCAGAAUACUUUUGAUCCCGAGCCUUCGUUCGCUCCAUCGGAUCCCAGAGAGGUAGACGCAACUCUCCGAGACCCUGUCGUCGAUCUGGCCACAACGCCGUUGACCAAGGAACCGUUGCCCGGCGGGGACAAGUCCGCGGAACACGUGGAAAAUAACCCACGCAUGUCGCCGCAUCGACCAUCGAGGUCAGGUGGUGGGAGUGCAGCCUCCAUCUGGGCACCCAAACAACAGUUGCCACCGCCAGGUAGUACACACCGCGGAAGAGGAAGGCAGCAUACUUCUCGAGAUUCUCGUGACGCUACGCGGACACGCAACACGCCGCCACCCCAAGCCGCAUCCCUCACUCAGACCAUUGCCACCCCCUCCGAAGGCGAGCGUAAAUCUACAAGAUAUGGCACAGGGGCCAAAAAGCCACAUGCAAGACCGGUUAUAUCUACAGAUGCAUUGGCUAGAAUCUCGCGCACUCUGGGUGCGGAGGUCGUUCGAAAAGAACAGCCGACAGCCACAUAG
This is a messenger RNA of Serendipita indica DSM 11827, 864 nucleotides long. NCBI's taxonomy places the organism in Eukaryota, Fungi, Basidiomycota, Agaricomycetes, Sebacinales, Serendipitaceae. The record is from the annotation of a GenBank genome assembly.